AGAACCACGAAUUGCAGAUCACGAGGGUUGUGCAAAACAUAGUUGGCAUGAUGUAUUGAGCUAUGCAAACUCAUUUCCUUCCUCCGGCGCACUCCGCUAUCAAGAGUCAUGGAGAAGAUGCUUGUGAACAUAAAGAAAUGGGUAGAAGAAAACAGAGCUGCCUUCUUGCCUCCAGUAUGCAAUAAGCUCAUGCACCACUAUCAGCUCAAUGUAAUGUUUGUUGGUGGGCCAAACCAAAGGAAGGAUUAUCAUAUUGAAGAAGGAGAAGAGUUGUUCUACCAACUGGAAGGAGAUAUGUGCCUGAAGAUAAUAGAGAAUGGAAAACACAAGGAUAUCUACAUUAAAGAAGGAGAGAUGUUCCUCUUGCCAGCCAGGAUACCACAUUCCCCUCAGAGAUUCGCAAACACUGUGGGAUUGGUUAUUGAGAGAAAAAGAUUAAAGACUGAAACCGAUGGACUCAGGUACUAUGUUGGAGAAUCAACCAACGUCCUUUUUGAGAGAUGGUUUUACUGUGAAGACCUUGGCACACAACUUAUCCCAAUAAUCCAAGAGUUUUUCAGCUCAAGGCAGUAUCAGACUGGAAAACCCAAUCCAGAUGAACUUUUGAAAGAAAUGCCUUUCCCGUUAAACGAAGCCAAGAUCAUGGAUCCUUUUUCCUUUCAAGGCUGGCUGAACGAUCAUCGUGAAGAGAUAGAUCAAAAGAAAUCCUUCAGACUUUUUGGAGACAGCUCUGAAACUGAGGUUAUAAUUUUUGGACCAGGAAUAACCAAAGAGGGAGGAAAGAACGCAGAUAUAUGGCUAUGGCAGCUGGAAGGCACAUCUGUUGUUACUGCUGACAGUAAUACCCUGUUUCUAGCAAAUGGAGACAGCCUUCUCAUCCCAGAACAGACUGCGUUUCAGUGGAAGAGAGCUGAAGGAUCCAUUGCUCUUUCCGUUAUUCAGGAUCCUGCACGGAAAAGACCCUACACCUGAGUUGCUGGCAAGGCUGAUUAAUAAAAGUCUGAUAAAAUGUU
Lacerta agilis (Sand lizard) is the source of this 1013-nucleotide messenger RNA. It is a transcript of the gene HAAO, whose product is annotated as 3-hydroxyanthranilate 3,4-dioxygenase. Gene Ontology annotation, cellular component: cytoplasm. Bases 109 to 972 code for a protein of 287 amino acids. Gene Ontology annotation, biological process: 'de novo' NAD+ biosynthetic process from L-tryptophan; quinolinate metabolic process. The transcript has 10 exons. Gene Ontology annotation, molecular function: 3-hydroxyanthranilate 3,4-dioxygenase activity; iron ion binding. The record is from RefSeq and is a predicted model, not a curated record. NCBI's taxonomy places the organism in Eukaryota, Metazoa, Chordata, Lepidosauria, Squamata, Lacertidae.